AUGAAAAACAGCAGCUGCAGGGCCGGGUACAUGUAUAGCGUUCGUAUGCCUGUUAAAAACGAAGAAUAUAUUGAAGCUUCGAUUCGUUCGGAUGAGAUUAAAGCUCACAAGUUUUAUGAACCUCCCGGAUUUAUCUAUCAGUUUAGCAUUGCAAAAACCAAAAUUAGGACCAAGUAUCUAGAGAAACUCGAGAAGCAACGCGAAGAAAUGGCUCGUGCUGAGCAAAGUGACAAUCGUUCUUUCUUUGCUAAAUAUUGGACCUAUAUUAUUCCAGCAGUUUUCUUAUUCAUCCUGUUCUCCAGUAUGCAAGAUCCUAAUGCAGCUGGAGGAAAUAUUGGGGGUGGUAAUCAGCAGUAG
This is a messenger RNA of Schistosoma bovis, 357 nucleotides long. NCBI's taxonomy places the organism in Eukaryota, Metazoa, Platyhelminthes, Trematoda, Strigeidida, Schistosomatidae. The record is from the annotation of a GenBank genome assembly.